CGUCGCGUGGUUUUCAGUUGAGACUGAUAAUCAAACACAUGUGUAGGACGAUGGCGGUAUUGCCGCAGAAUUUAUAUAGAAAAUCUUUGAUAAUAUUGUUUUUCGUUGGAAUAAUUAUCACAAUUUCUACCGAUGCUCAUCGACUGAAUGUUCCAAGAGUUUUACUCCCCAUAUUCAAUGACUUCCCUGUGAACUUUACCCUUGAGGUUACUGAAGGAGGAUGUUACAAAUGGUCUACGCCGCGCCUGGAUUUAAUCAGGCUCGUUCCAUUGAACGAAAAUAUAGACAGAACAUGUUCAUCUGCUGUAAUGGUACAGACGGUGACCAAAGAUUCUACUCGUAACACUGCUAUAGUUUUGGCUGAGGAUGUUACUUCUGGACAGUUUCUCAGAUGUGAUGUCAUUGUUGAUGCGAUAUUCUCCUUUGCUCUAGUAACAACGACCAGGGAGCUUUUCAUCGAGGAAGCCCCAGAGGCUUUUGAAGUUAGAGCAUAUGAUGAGCAAGGUAAUGAAUUCACAACCCUGGCGGGCAUCGAGUUUAACUGGACAAUUGGAAAUGCUGAGAAACAUGGAUUACAGAUAGACAAUAAGACCCCCAACCAUGUCUUGAGGUUUAUGACCUUUCAGGAAUCACCAUAUGAAACUCCUCCUACUGUUGCUGAGCUUGACGCCGCUGGGAAAAAAGGACAUAUUGCUCUUAUUGAGGGAAUCAGAACAGGCACUGCAAAAGUCUCUGUGAAAUCAUCUCAUGCCGAGUAUAGACAUGUACCUGCGAUUGAAGUGGAAUUGAUAGUUGUAGCAAAUUUGAUCAUUCUACCAUCUGAUGUAACAAUGAUGACCUAUGACAGCUUGAACUAUAAAAUUUUGCAGGUUCACCAAGGAAGAUUGGAAGAGAUUACUUUACCAUCUAGUCAGUAUUACCUUGAGGCUGAGAACCCAGAAAUUUUAGAAAUAAACAACGAACACAGUAGGGCCUAUGCCCUUUCGAGAGGAAAGACAAAGGUUCUGCUGCACGAUAGAAACGUAGAUGAAGAGUACAGUGUGGUUUUACCCUCAGUUACGGUAAAUGUGAAUGCACCUGCAUACAUUAGUGUGACGGCCUUACCAGACAGAAAUUGGGGCCUUAUUCUUGGAAAUACCCAUGAAAUUGUUGUCGAAAUAUAUGACAGUAAGGACCGCAAAAUUCACAUCGGCGAAGGUGUGGAAAUUCAUGUACAAAUUGAUGAGAUGUACUUGACAGUUUCCUCAAGGACGCAGAAUGGUAGCCAUAUUGUGGCAAGACCUAUAGCCACAGGAACGACAUUAGUUGAGGCAAAGUUACUCGCCAUCAUCAACAACAAGGGAAAGAGGAUCGAUUUGACACCUCGACUAUCAGCUACAGCUGAAUUGGCGAUACAUUCGCCUGUGAUCGUCUCUCCCAAGAUAUUGGCCAUCCCCUGGGACCCCCGCAGUAAAUCCAAGUUUGAAGUGGCAUUGAGUGCGAGUGGAGGAGACGAUACCUACAUGUGGACUAGUCAUCACCCUACGAUAGCUGGAGUGUCACAAAACGGGGUGGUACGAAUCUUACAAAAAGGUUUUGCAAAAGUGAGAGUUUCAAUGGUUCGCAACCAACACAAUCACGAUGAAACGGAGGUGCACGUACUGACACCCUCACGACUAGAAAUAAUUGAGUAUAACAUGGAAGCUGCAGUCGGAGAACCGAUAUACAUUCACAUUGCUAUUUACGGAGAAAUGCGUAAAGAAGGAACAGACGAAACAUACGAAAUACCAUUCAACGACUGCCGCGAAAUACCUCUUGACGUUUACAUCCCGGAUGGUAACUUUGUACGCAAUAAUAGUGAGAGGCUUGAGUCCAUCGGUGUGGCAUGUACGACUCUUUUAGUCAUUGGCCUGGAGGUAGGGACCUCCGGAGUCACAGUAGCCUACAACAAUAACGGACAAUACCUCGUGGACAAUGUCACUAUAUCUGCUUACGAACCAUUAUCUGCGGUACAUCCUUUAACUGGCGAAUCUCUCCUGGCUGUCGGUUCGUCACGGCGGAUUAUUUUUAAAGGCGGACCAUCUCCGUGGCUCGGCAUACACCAAGGCUAUUCCAGGGCGUUUAAAAUAUCAAGUGAGGGUGUGGUGCGAUCCAGGGUAGAGGAGCAUAUGCAAGAUAUUGGGAGCUCGAAUAUUUACGUCUAUGACAUUACUUGCUUAACUCUCGGAGAGGCGACGCUUACUCUUACCAUAUCUAAUAUCCCCAUAUUACCAAACUGUCGGAGAACCGAGGCAUCAACCUCUGUACUGGUGAUCUGCGGUAAACCAAGAUAUAUUUCAUUGGUCCCCGAGUUCAAAGAUACAGAGAAUUGUCCGAUAAGUCAGAGCGCAGAUCGCAUUAUGGCCCGUAGCGGGAAGGACUUUGAACUCUCAGUAAUAAUUAAAGACGAGGAUGGGCGAAAAUUCGAUAACUUCACAAGCCUGAAUAUUGACUGGGCACUUGACCCGACUGAUUAUGCUGAAAUCGAAAGGAUUUCGGGUCUCAUGGAAGAACCUUAUGAAGAUAUGAACGUUCUUUUACCAGGGAGGCAUUAUCAACGUAUUUUACUAAAACAGAGAACUGGGGCAUUGCAAGUUCUCGCAAGAGUUACUGGCUAUCAAAAACGGAUACUCGGAAAAUUGGGGAUAGUCCCUGAACGUCCACCUUUUCCUGUACAGACCACAAGGGGUGGCUUUGAGACCCCUGUCAUAAAAGCUUCGAUAAGUAUGGUUCUUGUCAAUGACACUGUAAUUCAUCCAAGUAACCUGAAGGUUCUUAAUGACCCAAAUAUGAAGUAUUCGAUGCAGGUCAGCCAGGGAUCUGGGUAUUACAAAUUCGUUUUGAGCGAUACUGACAUCGCGGAAAUUCGAUACGUGGAACCUACCAAAACGAUAUCUAUUCUACCAUUGAACUCUGGUAUUCUGCAUUUUGCCCUGGUCGACCUUUGCCUCAAUUCAGCACCUGCCGAAGCCGUGAUAGAGGUUCAACAACUUGGCGGAAUACAAGUGGAUGCAAUUGAUAAGGUAGAGAUAGGGAAAUGUAUCAUGGCUGCCUUAAAACUCUAUGAUACCAACGGACGUACAAUGGAAAUCCCUUCAAUUGAUACGUUGAGUAUAAAAGCAAACACUGAUAAUGGAAAAAUAGAAGUAAAACUCCUUCCGAACAACGAACAAGGCGAGCCACCAUUUGAACAAAUUCUCUACAUGCUCCAUGGCAUUGAGGAAGGUGAGACUCAGCUUUCUUUUGAAAGUGGAAGAAAUGAAGGAGAGAUUCGUAGUGAACCGAUUACUAUUGAAAUAUUUCUGCCACUCAAAAUAACUCCACGGAAUCUCACCAUACUUGUCGGCAGUGUGCAUCAACUUUCCACCACCGGUGGUCCCUCUAAUUCGGAAAUUGAAUUCAUCAGUAAUGAUCGAGACAGCCUGACAGUCAGUAGCGACGGAAUGUUAGAUGGAAAGUUGUUUGGCACAGUCACGAUAACUGCAAUUUCUGUGGGGCUCACAUCUAAUGGGAAACGCGUUGUAUAUUCCAAAGAUAGUGUAGAAGUGAGAGUUGUGCCCCUCGAAGGUGUGAAACUCAGCACACCUACCAAUAGAAUAAAAGUUGGUGGAAAAGUUCCUAUUUGGGCGUUUGGAAUACCAGAAAAUAUCACACCACUCGUAUUUGGCUCAAUGAAAACAGAAAUUAGAUUUUUCUGGUCAACAAACGAUCGAUCGGCUGGGAUUUUAAAACUCGAAAACAUGUACGAAGGAACAGGUGUGGAAAUAGGCUAUGAGAACGAAGUAUCCGUUCGGGCAAAAGGUCUGCGGCCUGGGACGGCUACGAUCUGUCUGAAUGUAACGGUACCCUGUAAAGUUCUCGCUGAAUGUGAUAAGGAAACUGUGUUUGUAGCAUUUUUAAAGAUCGAAAUAUUCGAAGAGCUCCAUUUACUUGGUGUCAGUGAUGGUUAUGGAAGACCAGUUUUACUAAUGACUCCCAAUUCCUCAUUCAAGCUACAUACAAAUCGUGAUAAACACGGUCUAAUCAGCUAUAAAAUAUUAACACACAGUUCUACUGGAGAAACCGAAGAGGCAAAUGCCCUGACUUCAACUAGCAAGGGUGUUACUGUCAAUAAAAAUGGCAUUGUAAAAUCAGGAGAUAUGAUUGGCAGAACUAUGCUUAUUGUCACAAGUGCUGAAGCCUAUGGCCUGAAACAGGUGCUGACAGUAGUUGUUGAAGUAAAACCGAUACACUAUAUGAUGCUGGAGUUGAAAUCAGAAAUAAAAGUAAAAGCUGGUGAAGAACUCUCUGCUCUACCCAGGGGUAUGGAACUGGAUUACGUUGUUGGAUAUUAUGACAAUGUGGGGUUGAAAUUUAAUGCUGCCCAAACCAAGAUUUCUGUAUCAUCAAACCGUGCAGAUCUUGCAUCGUUCAGUACAGACUCAGAAAACGUGAUUACUGCAAAAUUUUUACGGGAUGGAAACAUGGUUAUCAAAAUCUACGACAACAAAUAUCCCAACGGGAUGUUUGACUAUGUCAACAUGGUGAUUGGGGAGAUUCUUUAUCCCGAAAAGACUAGUUUAACUGUUGGAGACAUCGUGUGCUUUUCAAUGCCACUGGUUUCCAAUGACGGUGAUCCUGGGUAUUGGCAAUCCUCGGAUCAAGAGUUAUUGGCCAUUGAUACUGUUAGUGGUAUUGGGAAGGCCUCGGCUCCGGGACAUGUGAAUGUUAAACACAGCUUAUCCACCCUUCCCCGUGGUGAAAUUCAACUCGACAUACAACCAAUUUCUGAGAUACAACUCGUUCCACCUAAGGGCAAAAAUAUGACCCUAUCAGAGCCAUUGGGGGUUCCACUAAUUUUGAAAAGCUCAAAUAGCUGCAUCAAGGAAAAUAAUUUACUGGCCCGUGGAGAGGGUGGAUGUCGAAUGCGGCGAAAUUUUGCACUAACCACCUUUCCCUUCGUCUGCACAGUCAAAUUCUCUGAGCCAGUGUCAUCUGUUGAUGUUAAGGAUAUUUUCAUAACUAGACCGAGGUUCGACAUUAUCACAGGGCUUUACUACUGUGAUUUAAUUCCCAUGAGCUCACCCUCUGUAGUGACGAGUACGUUGGACAUAUCGUUAAUUGUUGGGGCUCACAGCCGCGAAGUUUAUGCCACUUCGUUGCUUGUCCCCUUUUUACCAGGUGUCUACGUUCCUGCCAAAGAAAUCGUUUUCGCCAUAACGCCAUCAUCGUCGACUCCAUCUGCGAUUCUCCAAGUUCAUGGAACACCCAAGCUGUUGGCUCAAUUAACCAUAAAUCUACCAGAAGGCUUAGCUUUGGUUUCAGGGCCCCAUGGUGCUCAAGGCACCAUUGCCCAAUUUAAAAUACGUUUGACUCAUAAUCAAGACGAACUGCAGGGCAGUAGAAUAAGGAUCAUUAGCGACAUCACAAAACAAGAUUUACCCAUUCUCGUAAGGGUGUCGAAGUAUGAUCAGGUUGUUCCCAUCACCGGUAUAAAUUGGUUAGACUUUGUCUACUACCACAGAUAUACCUUUGGCACGUUCACAGCUCUAGUCAUAACUUUCUUCUACAUUUACGGUAGCAGGAUGAUGAGCAUCAACAUUUCGGUGAAAAACAGGUCCAUGUUUAAAGAGGGGUGUCCACCACCAAUGAAGAAUGCGUUCUCGCCAACUACUCCAGGUAGUCCAAACCAAAGAAAUAGUUCGAGUCCAGGCAGUGCAAAUACAUCGUUAAGGCCUUUCUCAGCCUUUGAACUUGUCUAUGGUUAUCCAUCUAGAUUUCAUACUCCAAAUUCCAGGCGGACUCAAAGUUUUCUGAACUCUUAGUAGUUAUAAGAAAUAAAAAUAUUUUCAAUUAUUUUUAUAAGUACAUGGCUCGUGGAGAAGAAGAUUCUCGUUGUUGUGAAGAUUUUUGUUUUAAGUUGACUCGUAUAGUGAUUUCUCCUUUAUGACUUCAUCACUGUGCCAUUUGAUACAUGUCGUACUUAGGUACCAUGCAGGUUGUGUGACUGUUGGUGCAGCUUGUGAGCUUUGCUCUUAAUAUGAUCAGAUGAUAGCUGAGCUUUUCUUUAUUUAUAACAAACUGAUAUUUUGUUUUUAUUAUUGAGUUGUAGAGAGUGUGGAGGAAAACAUUUCUCUAUUCCUUGUUUAACUACAUUUAACUAUAGUAUUCUUAGGUCCUCCUCACACAUUUUUGGAAUAUUCUUUAUCAAUAGAUAUAGUAUUAAUUACUUUGUACUCAUUUGAAGAAGUUUCUACUCAGGCAAAUCAUGAGAUAUUUAUUAUUCUUAACAUCUUGUUAAAUAUUAAAAUGUUGUACAUCGAA
Molecule: messenger RNA, 6321 nt
Organism: Athalia rosae (coleseed sawfly)
Lineage: Eukaryota; Metazoa; Arthropoda; Insecta; Hymenoptera; Athaliidae
Gene: Gp210
Product: nuclear pore membrane glycoprotein 210
Exons: 13
Coding region: 39-5822 (1927 amino acids)
Cellular component (GO): nuclear pore
Source: RefSeq, a predicted model, not a curated record